Epinephelus moara (kelp grouper) is the source of this 2258-nucleotide messenger RNA. RefSeq lists its product as uncharacterized. Gene Ontology annotation, molecular function: nucleic acid binding. The record is from RefSeq and is a predicted model, not a curated record. Gene Ontology annotation, biological process: DNA integration. Bases 749 to 1657 code for a protein of 302 amino acids. NCBI's taxonomy places the organism in Eukaryota, Metazoa, Chordata, Actinopteri, Perciformes, Serranidae. The transcript is spliced from 6 exons.
CUAGUUUAACUAGUAAGGUGUAAAUCCUUACUAGUCACACUAGUGAUGAUUUUGGCUCUUACAUGUGUAACUAGUGUAAAAAACUUGAGGUUACUAGCAAACUAGUGAGGCGAAUAGCUGCUACUAGUUAACAAGUCAGAGCUUUUGCAGCUCACUAGUUCACUAGUAAGACUUUAAGCAUUACUAGUUCAGCCCAGUGGGCCACUAGUCUGUCAAAAAGCUGACUAGUUUGGAUUUUGGUGCCACUAGUAUGGCUCUGUGGCUUCACUAGUCAGGCUUAAGUUGUUACUAGUUUGACAAAAGUGUCACUAGUUGCUGAAAAAGAGUGACUAGUAAGACUCUUUGUUCAACUAGUUGGACAAAAUGUCUAACUAGUGUGACCAGAUGUCCAACUAGUGCUGACAAUGAUCGAACUAGUGAACGACACUGACACCUGAUAUCAAGGAUAUGGAAUAAAUGCUCAAACGGCUUGCCAUAGUAACAUUACCAGGGCGCAACAGGCACAACACACACAGGGACCAGGGCGUUUGGCGUUUGACAUACCAAGUGCAGUUCUGGAGCAUCAAGUUCUUUGUGGAUUACCAGCUUGUCAAAUUGCAGCGAUGUUCGGGGUGUCAAAGAGGACCAUCAGGAGGCGCAUGAAACAAAGCAGUUUAAGACAGACCUCUAUUCAGCUGUGAAUGAUGAUGAGUUGGACCGUAUUGUAAGUGAAGUCCACAGAAGACAUCCAAACACUGGCUACAAGCUAAUGCGUGGACAUCUGAAUGCAAGAGGUGUGCGUGUUCCAGUCUCAAGACUGCAAGAGUCUUUACGCAGAGUGGAUACAGAGGGAGUCUACAUGAGACGUCUAAGGCUGCGUGUAUUAAGACGACGGCAGUAUUCUGUUCCUGGCCCAAACUCUUUAUGGCAUAUAGAUGGCAACCAUAAGCUCAUCAGGUGGAGAUUUGUUGUCCAUGGUGGAGUGGAUGGAUUCAGUCGUUUAAUGGUCUACCUGACUGUGGCUGGCAAUAACAGAGCUAGUACAGUCUUACAGAGCUUUAUUGCUGCUGUUGAGCAGUAUGGGCUGCCAUCAAGGGUACGGUCUGAUAAAGGGGGGGAGAAUGCAGAUGUAGCAGAAUUCAUGAUCAGGAGCAGAGGUACCGACAGGAAUUCGCACAUCACAGGCAGAAGUGUCCACAAUCAGCGAAUAGAGAGAAUGUGGAGAGAUGUUUAUGAACAUGCCCUGGACCUCUUCUAUCAGAUCUUCACUUCGUUGGAAGAUCAGGGAACACUGAAUCCAGACAACGAAGUCCAUCUUUUCGCACUGCAUCGGAUCUUCCUUCCACUAAUUCAGCAAAGCCUCGACUCUUUCAGAGAUGUUUGGAACUUUCAUGGUCUUAGAACUGAAAGGAAUCAGUCACCGCAGCAACUCUGGAGAAGAUACAGAGAGCAAGGCCCUAUGGAGGAUCCUACUGAGGUUUAUGAAGACUAUGGGAUCGACUGGAACGGACCUCACAGUCUUCAUGGAGGCACUGUCUCAGUCCCCGAGGUUCAGCUGGCCUGUGAGCUCUCAGAUGAAGAGGUUGCCAUUUUGCCAGCUCCAGGAGUUUCUGUAACUGAUGCACUUAGAUCAUAUGUAGAGACUGUGCAAAUUUUAUCAAGAAUCAUAGCAGACUGAUGUCCAACCCAUGCUUUUAUUUAGCAUGUUAGAGCAAACAAGCAUAAACUGAAAAAGUUUGCUUUCCUUAAAAAAAAGCUGUUUUACUUUAAAGCUCAUAAUCACUGUUAUGAUCUCGUAAAUGGACUUUAUGUACAGCUCCACUACUUCCUAAACUUAAACACACUCCUUUACUUCCUGUCUCAUUAUUUGCCACAGAAUGAAUGACAUGAAUGCUGUUCUGUUAACACUGAAAGAUAAAGAUGCAGAACUGUUUGGUUUCAGUAAAUGGAAACAAUGUUUUGAAUAAAACAAUUUUCAACUACUGCACAGUAUGUUUAAAUGUUUUCAAAGACACCAAACUUGUGUCAAUUGACCUGACAUACUGAACAGUGCAUGCAAUACCAUCUGUCUGAAAAAAACUUAAACAAGUCCAAAUCCAGUCUGUGCACUAUUUAUGGCAGAGACAAGUGCUUUCUCGAAGUCCAUGUAGGUUUUGAAAUGAGCUGGCAGCUUCAGUGUUUCAAAGCAUGUGGAAGACGUAGGAAGGGUUCCCCCAGAAAUCUCCACCUUCAGUUCAGGAGGAAGCAUCUCCCAGCCAACCCAGAAUGUCAGCAGCUGG